GCUUUGUUCCAACGUUUCCGUGAGCUCUGCAAUAUUCUCCGCGUUCCGAGCUUUUGUGAGUUGAGCUUGCAACGUCGUUGCGUCGUGAAUUUCGAAAAAUCUUUGCUACGAUGGAGAGCAUCGUUCUCGUGGGUGGAGGGGGAAUCCUCGUAUUAUAUUGUUUGGGUUUCCGCCCGCAAGGAGUAGCCGCUGGAACAGUAGCCGCGAUCUGGCAAUCGAUCAUCGGCUCCCGCGUACCCGCUGGUUCUUUGUUUUCCUGGCUACAAUCGUUGGGGACAUGGACCCCGUAUAUUGGAGCGGCUCUGCUGGUCAUCUGUUUAUUCCUACGAGAUUCUUUAGAAUCGUUUCUGGAGCCAUGGAUCCCGUAUAUUAUUGGAGUGGCUUUUGCCGCCUAUCACUUCCUACGGUAUACUUUGUUUCCCUACUUGAAACGGUUGCUGGGGACCCUGAGGACAUGGACCCCGUAUAUUGGAGCGGCUCUGCUGGUCAUCUGUUUAUUCCUACGAGAUUCUUUAGAAUCGUUUCUGGAGCCAUGGAUCCCGUAUAUUGGAGUGGCUUUUGCCGCCUAUCACUUCCUACGGUAUAUUUUGUUUCCCUACUUGAAACGGUUGCUGCAGGGGACCCUGAGGACAUGGACCCCGUAUAUUGGAAUGUUUUUGGUCGCCUGUUACUUCCUAUAGUGACGUUAAUUAUUUUUGCUUCGUAUCAUCGUUUAAAAUAUAUCUUAAAAAGCCGGUCCUGAGAUGACGCGGGAACGACGAUGAAAACAAAAUAUAGCCGAAAGAAUAAACGCACGAGCUCGAAUUACAUUUUUCGUGCAUCUUUCUUGCGCAUGCGUGUGUUAUCUUUGCCUUCACCACUCCCCAACGGAAAAUGUAUAGUUACACUUGCAUAGGUUUGGUGGCACUGGUGGCAGUCUAGUCGCGGACACCGGCGACAUGGGUAUGGGUGACAUUUUUAUCGUUGCAACUUCAUACUCCCACGACUGUCAAAAUCGACAUGAAAUGUUCGGUAAUACAUUAACAAAAAACGAACGAGAUAGUGAAUAAACUCGAUAAAAACCGAUUCUCAAAGACUGUUUUUGCUGAUAAAAUUAACAUAGCCGAUAAGUAACUGUGCAGCCUGCGGGAGAACAACAAAAGAACAUAACCUUUAAUAAUCUCUCGUUGAAAACUGUCAUUUUUUUACGGAAAUAAACACGCAAAUCGAGAAUGAACCUCAAGAUUUCAGGAAAAUUGAUACGGCAAUCUUCUAAAUGAAGUACGUGAAACCGUUGCGAGAUCGACCUAACCUAAAAAGUUUCGCGAAAACAUCGAUAAAAUCGUUUUCUAAUUCUGUUUAUUGUGGGUACGUAAUACUGUAGUGUUCAUUGGAUAAUAGGGGGAAAGAAAUCCGAGAUGAUUGAAUCUUCGGGUUGGGGGAUAAGCAGAGACGAGGAGAUUCACAAGGCUGCAGGGAAUGUGCAAUUGCGAAAAUAUGGACAAUUUUUUAAUAAUCUUGCGGCGACUUGGAAGGAAGAAAUUUCGUCGUUCGAAAAUCUUAGAGAAGGACCGUUGCGUCUCGUUUAUCGUUUGAAAGAUGAAACGGACAUAUUGUCAUUAGUCGAAAUGAAAAAUAAAAGUCUAUCAAAAAUAUUGGCUGCAGUAGCAGGCACGUGCAGAGAGAUAAGAAUGUUGAAAUCUGAAGCUAAUAAUUUUUACAUAAAACUCAUGGUCCAUGGGGAAGCAGUAACCGAGCCAAAGUCGUCGCAGAAUUUUUCUAAACUUUUUGCGGAUCUCCAGGACACGUCGAUCUAUAUAAAUAGAAUUUUUACUGUCACUCACUUGGCGAUCAGUCAGUUAUCAAGUUUAUCAAGGGGGCCCGAAGAAAUAUACUUGCCAUCACUGAUAGAGCACACUCUGGAUCUUUUCCUGAUUCUUGUAACCUUUGAUGAGAUUGUCGAGUCAUAUCCAACACUUUUGGAUCAGUGGAAAUCUUACAGAAUCCAAGUGAGAUCGGUGAUGCACAAUCCUGCAAAAUUUUCCAUCCCAGAAACGCGACUCUCUACAUUAGAUAAAUUGUUGAAGGAUCUUCAGGGUCAUCUGCUCGGGAAAAAUUUAUUUUCAAAGGGCGUGGAACACUCAAUGGACGUGAGCAAAACUUCCAACAUGAACGACCAGCUGGUAACAUAUUUGAAGAAUACAAUGGCCGAAGUAGAGAGUAAAAUAGCCAACAGCUAUGCAGUGAAUAAAAAUUGGUCAAGAUUGAACAUAGGAGUCGUUUUGUCAACUAGGCUUUUUGGCGUUUGUGACAAGAAGCUUGUGCGCAGAUUGGGAGAGGCUAACAAGCGUCUUUAUGCUGUGACGCUGGUAGGAAAUGUCAUUUGGAUGCCAGCAAAAUUUUUGUCCGAGUCGAUGCCCCGAGAUACAGUUACGCCAAUAAAUUCACAAAUAGGUGAAAAACUGUUGGCCACGCGAAUAGCAAAAUUGCCUGUCGCCGCGGGCCAAAUAAUCGGGAGAGCGAUGCUUUGGUGCGUAGAAGCAAAAGCACUUUUAUCCAGCAACGAUUUCCAAAUAAAAGAUAUAAAAAAGCAAUGUUCUUUAUUGAAAGACAUAGCAGAAAUAACUGCCGUAAUAGCAGAGAUUAUUUCACUACUAACGAAUCUUCAUGCUCAUCUGCAAAAAGCAAUGACCAAAAGUACUGUUCAGAUCAUUUGCAGGCUCGUUGAAGUUCUAAAAACUCUUGAAACUACUUUCAACAGUCUCGGCCCUGUUGUGGUGCAAGCGCAAGGCAGAGCCUUGCAGAGUCUGAGUUAUGAAAUCCUUGUUAUUCUCGAAGCAGCGAAAAAAGGAUUGAUCCAGAAGGACCAAGCUUACAGCAGGGAAAGACUGGACGCUCUUUCACUGAUGAGGCUCAGCACGAGGUUAAUGAAUGGUCCAGCAACCGCAGAUCGUCGUUUGAUUGUCAGAUGUGCACUAGCUUAUGCGAGACAAUUGACGGAUACUUUUAAGGACGAUGAGGCGGUGAAGUUGCGCCGGAAAUUGGAGGAUUACGACGUUCUUGCUGAGCUCUACACAAACAUAUCUGAAGUCUGCGACUACUCGAUUCUUUUACACUAUCAAACGAUGAUUCCUGCUUACUUGGCUUCGAUCGUCGGCAGCAAUCAAGACAUCAGUCACAUUUCCCAUUUGCUCAAUGCUUUAAAUAGCGCAAUUAUUCGUCAAGAUUCGCCGGAAAUAGCAGAUGCAAGAAUCUCCGAGCUUCGAGAAAUGCUCGUGAAGAACGUUCUAAAACCCGCCUGUCGCGAGAUCGAAACGAGUCUUCGUCUGCACGUCCAUUCUCACCUCAAACUCGAUUCCACUAAUCCCUUCGAGAUUGGAGCCAAAGACGCUGGCAGAAUCGUGGCUUCUUUGCCUCUACCGAUUUCCAAUAAUCUCGUCUCUUCGAAACGCUUCGUCGAGCAUUAUCUCGACACGACUUUUUAUAACCUCACCACUUUGGCGCUUCACGAUUGGAAAACUUAUCGAACGAUGCACGCCCUUGCCAGUUACAAAUUGUCCUUGGACACCGUGCAAAAUCAUCUGCCAACACAAACGCUCGAACAAGGCCUCGACGCCUUAGAAAUAAUGAGGAAUAUUCACGUCUUUGUUUCCCGUUAUCUCUACAACAUGAACACCCAAACUUUCAUCGAGCAAAAAAGCACGAGCAAAUAUUUGAACACUAUCGGAAUAAGACAUAUCGCUAAUUCCAUAAGAACUCACGGAACAGGAAUAAUGAGCACAACGGUUAAUUUCGUUUAUCAAUUUCUCUGCAUAAAACUGCACACGUUCUCGCAAUUCAUGUUCGACGAACACAUCAAAUCGAGGCUUCUCAAAGACGUUAAAUUUGUCAAAGUUCAAAGAGAGAACGAAUCUGUUCCGUACACAUACGAAAGGGCUGAAAAGUUUCAGAAGGGAAUCCGUAAGCUGGGAAUGUCGGAGGAUGGCAUGAGUUAUUUGGAUCAUUUUCGACAACUAAUCACUCAAAUAGGGAAUGCUCUCGGCUACGUAAGACUCAUAAGAUCGGGGGGACUGCACGCUUGUGCGAACGCGAUAUCGUUUUUGCCGGAUGUCAAUUCGGUCACGCCGUUCGAGAGGAAAUGCGUCGAUCUCGGUUAUUCGGAAAAUACCCAAGCGGCAGCGAAACGUUUGCAAAACGACAUAGCCAAUUUAGUGGAGAAUUUCAACGAGGGAAUACAUUAUUUCAAGCUCCUCGUUGACGUGUUUGCCUCGAAUUUUCGUGAUCCGAAGUCUCGUCAUUUGCAACAAUUUUACGCUAUCGUUCCGCCGUUGACUCUCAGUUUCGUCGACAACGCACUUUCCAACAAAGAAAAAAUCCUCAAAAAAAACAAAGAUGGCGCUGCUUUCACCGACGACGGAUUCGCCAUGGGCAUCGCUUACAUAAACGCUCUCCUCGAUCAAAACAAAGAACUCGACGGUCUCCAAUGGUUCGAAACCGUUUAUCGUCAAGCUGCCGACGAAAGACUCGCUGCCGAAAGUAAAAACGACGCUGCCGAUGAAAAAUUGCAACAGACCAGAGCUUUGACGCUCAAACGCCUGAACGAGAGAAACGCCGAAUUCCAAUUACUCGAUUACAGUCUUUCCGGAGCUCGGGUGUUCUUCAAACAGCCCGAUACGUAACACAUACAACAAAACUUCAUUCCUAUUAUUAUCCUAUUGCCGAAAAAAAUGAUGAAUUGUCGGAAAUCAACCUUCAAGUGGAAGCCUGAACGCGAUAAGUUGAUUUUCGUCCAUUUUCUCGUUCAAAUUGUUCGAAAGUUUUUAUUAUUGUAUCGAAUCUUGUACAGCUAUUACGUAAUUGUUAUGAGAAAGAAAUUAUAUAUAUCUAUAUAUGCGAUAUGAAUUAUGGAAAAUAAAUCGAACGCCUUGUUUCGUUA
Messenger RNA from Venturia canescens, 4915 nucleotides. It is a transcript of the gene SWIP, whose product is annotated as strumpellin and WASH-interacting protein. The coding region runs from base 1398 to 4658 and encodes 1086 amino acids. The transcript has a single exon. Gene Ontology annotation, biological process: endosome organization; endosomal transport. The record is from RefSeq and is a predicted model, not a curated record. Gene Ontology annotation, cellular component: endosome; WASH complex. Lineage: Eukaryota; Metazoa; Arthropoda; Insecta; Hymenoptera; Ichneumonidae.